AUGGAGGGCACCUUCAACCUAAAGACGGCUUCCGAAUACAUCAACAAUUUACUACUCGCACGCGGCUUACUACGCGAUGGCAAGAAAAUACAGUUUGCGCAUCCGUCACGAGGAGAGGGAGGGAAGGAAGUCACAAUGGCCCAGAUAAUCAACCUGGUGCACGAUCUGUUGUUGAAGCGAGACCGUGAUCAAGAACAGCGAGAGACAGUUGCCGGCACCCUUCGAAACCUGCGCAGCGAAGCUACGCGCCAGACGCUCGCCAUCGAGAGGCUCCAGACGAAGAAUGCAGACCUGGCGCGACAAGUUUCCCUCGCUCAAUCGCAAGAGCGCUCUGCACGCGCUGCCCUCCGAACCGCCGAAUCGUCUGCCCGCAGUCUACGCGAAGAGAUGGUGCGACUCAAGACUACAGUUCAACAAGUGCGAACUAGCUGCGCGAAUGAUAUACGAAAACGUGAGGUCCAAAUACAGCGGUUGAAGACGCAUUUGACCAGCCAGCAGCGUGGGAACAAGACAGGUCUAGUCGGCGCGAGCAUUACGAUCAAUCCUGGCAUUACAGGCGCGGGAGGGCUGACAUCCAGUAUGCGUGACGAUGCGCCCAAUGUCGAUGACCCUCAAUACAGUCUAAAGCAAGAAACGACCGAGUUCCUUACGCAACUUAGCCAGACUCUGAGCGAUGAGAACGACAACCUGAUUGGUUUGGUGAGGACAGCCAUCACUACCCUCAAGGAGCUACAAGGCAUACCAGAAGAACGAAACGAAGGCGAGGAUUUGUCGGUCAUCAAAGAGGAGGAGGACAGGACAUCACAAGGGAUGCUUCACGCGCUACCCACAAGCUACGAGGCAUUGGCUACCGAAUUAGACACGCUGCUGGAGAAUCUAAAGCACCUUCUGACGAACCCCAAUUUCGUGUCCAUCGAUGAGGUAGAGUCGCGAGAAGAGGAGAUACAUAGGCUGAGAGCAGGCUGGGAGAAGAUGGAGACCAGACUAAGGGAAGCUUUCAUGCUGAUGGAGACAUGGAGAAGACGCAUGGCUAGUGGAGGAGAUACAAUUAACCUCGACGAGCUCAAGAUGGGUCUUGGUCUGGGCCUGGGACUGGAGUCAGUAAACAGGGAGGACAUGUCCUUGAUCGCAGAGGACGAUGAAGAAGACUUUGAAGAGGAGGGCACGAGCUCUGUCUUCGACGAGGAUGUAGAUGAAGCAGAGGAUGCAGAUGAACCCCAAGAUCCACCAUUUCUAGAGGCGCCAUUACGCGAAAAGACACCGGCCUCAGAGAUAUUCAACUUGAAGCUGCAACCAAAUCCUGCAGCGCUUAAGUUGACCAACGGCAAUCCCAAAUCACCCUCUAGAUCGCCCCGCAAAGUCGCAUUCUCAGCGUCGAUCCCCAACACACCUUCUCAGGUGGAGGACGAGAACACAGAGGCAUCCGAGCUCAACCUUGUCGGUGUGGAAAAGCCCACGCGCCCAACAUCCCGUUCUGAUGAGCGCACAUCCCGGUCGAUAAGCAAGGAUGAACGGCCACCUCGUAGCGUACGUUGCGACCUCAUUGUGGACAAGCUCUGCAAACUGGCGAGCAAAGACACAUUCUCUUCCUCUCCCUCAUUCUCAACACUCGACGCAAUAACCGCUCUCGCUUCUAACGAAGACUGGCAGGCAAAGAAGCGGCACUCGAGCCCACAUGCGCACCCAGACGAACCGUCGCCCAAGCUGACCGUGCAGGAUAAGCUCAAAGUCGCGCAGGCGGAGGCGGCAGCAGCCGCUACUGCCGAAGCAUUGCAGGUCAGGUCGGCCAAGAAAGAAAGGCAUGAUGCUGAAGGUGUGGAGCGAGAGCGAAAGCAGAGGCGGCCAAGUCGGUCGUCGCCAAUGAAGACUCGUAUCGGUGGGCGACCCAAGCGGAGAAAGAGCACACUUACGCCUGAAGAGCUAGAUACUCUGCUCGGAGUAUAG
This is a messenger RNA of Didymosphaeria variabile, 1944 nucleotides long. RefSeq lists its product as uncharacterized. The transcript is spliced from 2 exons. The record is from RefSeq and is a predicted model, not a curated record. NCBI's taxonomy places the organism in Eukaryota, Fungi, Ascomycota, Dothideomycetes, Pleosporales, Didymosphaeriaceae. Bases 1 to 1944 code for a protein of 647 amino acids.